Benincasa hispida (wax gourd) is the source of this 1255-nucleotide messenger RNA. RefSeq names its product rac-like GTP-binding protein RHO1. Gene Ontology annotation, molecular function: GTP binding; GTPase activity. The record is from RefSeq and is a predicted model, not a curated record. NCBI's taxonomy places the organism in Eukaryota, Viridiplantae, Streptophyta, Magnoliopsida, Cucurbitales, Cucurbitaceae. Gene Ontology annotation, biological process: small GTPase-mediated signal transduction.
UCAACCCAACGAGACGAAGUAUUUUUCAUAGGGACCGUGCCUGUGCUCGUUGUAGUAGCGCGUAUCUGCAUGAGUCCUGGAACAAAAGAAAAGAAAAACCACUCUCCAAAAAUCUCUCGAUUCAAUUUCUUCCAGAAUUGAUGCUCUUUGAUUCAUUUUUCUCUCUGUGGGGUGCCUUUUGUUUCCCCUUUUCCCUUCCCUCACACCUCAAUUUCAACCCAAUUUCACCAAUCAAUGCAUCUUUUUCUUUGCAUUAGCCUUUUUCAAACCUUCUUCCCACUUUUUCCUUCCUCUGUUCCUCUCAUUUUUCUCAAAUUCCUCUUCCAAUCCCCCAUAAUUUGAACAAAAACAACGGAUUCUAGGGUUUUAAUCCACAUCACCUGUACUUUCUUCAAAAUCCGCCCAAAACACAUUCGUCUAUGGCCGGCGGCGCCGCCACUACUCCGACGGCGGCCACGAAGUUCAUUAAGUGCGUGACGGUUGGAGAUGGCGCCGUUGGGAAGACUUGUCUUCUCAUCUCUUACACUAGCAACACUUUUCCGACGGAUUAUGUUCCUACUGUUUUUGAUAAUUUCAGUGCCAAUGUUUUGGUUAAUGGGCGGUCUGUGAAUUUGGGUCUCUGGGACACUGCUGGUCAAGAAGAUUAUAGCAGGCUAAGACCUUUGAGUUACAGAGGAGCUGAUGUUUUCCUUCUUGCCUUUUCACUUAUAAGUCGGGCCAGUUUUGAAAAUGUAUCAAAGAAAUGGAUCCCAGAGUUAAGGCAUUAUGCCCCAUCAUUGCCCAUUAUUCUUGUAGGGACCAAACUAGAUCUGAGAGACGACGAACAAUUCCUCUUGGACUAUCCUGGGGCAUGUACAAUAUCAACGAAACAGGGUGAGGAACUAAAGAAGCUUAUUGGAGCAGUAGCAUACAUCGAGUGCAGUUCAAAGACACAACAGAAUGUAAAGGCUGUCUUUGAUGCUGCAAUCAAGGUGGUUCUUCAACCUCCAAAAUCCAAGAAGCCAAAGAGAAAGCUUCCAAUCUGCAAUUUUCUCUAGUCAUGUUUAAUUAAGCCUCUCUCCACAUGUAAUUGAACUAUGUAUGAUAAGUUCUAUGAUGUUUAUAGGUUGUAUUUUAACAAUUAUGUUAUUGUAUCGUAAUGUCAAUCAUGUUAUUUUGUUUGAGUUCAACAACAUUCAUAGGUGGGAUAUUUGAACAUGUGGUCUCGUUCUCUUGUUAUACUUUCAAGUCUUGGCGUUGGGUAGUUUUGACGAAA